Petromyzon marinus (sea lamprey) is the source of this 2459-nucleotide messenger RNA. The record is from RefSeq and is a predicted model, not a curated record. Lineage: Eukaryota; Metazoa; Chordata; Hyperoartia; Petromyzontiformes; Petromyzontidae.
UGUUGGCGAUGCUGUUCCACCUGUGGCCCACUGUUAGUGUCGCUUCAGAACGAGGGGGAGGAGCGAUGUUGGCGAUGUUGUUCCACCUGUGGCCACUGUUAGUGUCGCUUCAGAACGAGUGGGAGGAGCGAUGUUGGCGAUGUUGUUCCACCUGUGGCCCACUGUUCGUGUCGCUUCAGAACGAGCGGGAGGAGCGAUGUUGGCGAUGUUGUUCCACCUGUGGCCCACUGUUCGUGUCGCUUCAGAACGAGCGGGAGGAGCGAUGUUGGCGAUGUUCCUCCGCCUGUGCCCGCUGCUGGCGUCGCUUCUUGUCGUCGCGCUGGCAGAAUCCGGCGGGUCGCGCACCCCGGAGCCGCCGGGGUCGUGCGUCGCCGGGAUUCCGGGAAUCCCAGGGCACCACGGCGCUCCCGGCAGGGACGGCCGGGACGGAGAGAAAGGGUACGCGGCGAAUUCGGGCGGCUGGGGACCGCUGCUGCCCCAGGGUACGCGGCGAAUUCGGGGCGGCUGGGGACCGCUGCUGCCCCAGGGUACGCGGCGAAUUCGGGGCGGCUGGGGACCGCUGCUGCCCCAGGGAGUGACCGGAUCCAAGGGUGAGCCCGGAAUUCCCGGGAGCAAAGGAGCCGCGGGCGACAAAGGGAGGGAGCCCGCGGUCCCCAAGUCGGCCUUCACGGCCAAGAUCUCCUCCUCCAAUCCCCCCGCGGGCUCGCCCAUCAAGUUCGACGUCGUCGUCAGCAACGAUCAGGGCCACUACGAUCCCCUGAGCGGGAAGUUCACCUGCGUUCACCCGGGCCUCUACUACUUCGUGAUGCACGCCCACGUCCGUCAAACGCCCCUGUGCGUGGCGCUGACGAAGAACGGCGAGCGGGUCGUUCACUUUUGCAAUGACUACACGGCUACCAUAUUUGCCACGGCUAUGAGUGGUGGGUCAGUGCUGAGCCUAAAGGCGGGUGACAAGGUCUGGCUUGAGGUGCUGGACGCUUAUUUUGGAAUGUUCUUUCAACUGGGCUAUCGCGACAGCUCGUUCACGGGAUUUCUUCUGUUCCCCGAGUAGAAUGAGAAUCUGAGCGCAACAGUGCACAGGGAGUCCUCCACUUGCGGGCAUUCGACUUUCCAGCCUUCUGAGAUACCAACAGACCUCUCCGUUUCCCCGGUUGCAGCCGUUCGCACCGAGGGUCGUAAGUUGAACCGCCGCGCGAUCGAUGGCGGCGGUGACGUCGACAUCUGCAGAGCAUGUGGGAUCAGUGGCACCUGCGUCUGCAGGAGAUCAUACACAUUUUGAAGGCAUUCCCCGUGUUCAAUGCACAUGCCGUACACUCGAAUCGACAGGAGUGAAGUUGGACUUACGAACAAACCAGACUAACGGGCAGAGCUCUGGAACCCAUCGCGUUCAUAAGCAGAGGAGUCCCUGUAUUGUACGCUAUUGGCGCAACACACUGCGAUGGUAGUUUUUGUUGUUGUUGUUGUUGUUAAGAAACUGGCCGUAACCACACACUCAAAAGCCAAUGCACGUGUAAUGACCAAAAAUAAGAAGCACUCACCCCAAGCAAAUGUGCAGCCCAGUGGACUUGCAGGAAGUAGGCCAAGGCCUCCUAUUGGCGCAGAGAGGCCUGCAGGAUGAUUGGUCGGCAGGCAAGGGGGAUUUUGACAGGAUUGGAGGAGAGGCUCAAACGGGAAGAGGUGGGAAGCAGAAGUGGAACCGUUGAGGAGGACGGGGAUCGGCUGGAGAAAAAAAACAUUGAUCGGGGCUUUGACACGUAGGCUUUCGCGACCAAUUUAGUGGCACAACUAACGACAGGAGGGGCAAGGACAGUGGGCACGCGUGAAGUGCAUGCAAAAUGUACCUCGAUUGCCAUGCGAACAAGCCAACCGGUAACGGAUACCCACUGCGAUGCAUAAUGCGGGCCAUUAAUCGCUCCCCACUUCGCACAGGAAGGACCUCGCAAGUGACGUCAUCGCAUCCGUCACCUCUAUUUAAAGGAAUGAAGGGCAGGAGGUUCUCUCCACACAUCUGGCCUGCCACGAAGCUUCGCCAGCAAUUGCUGGCGAAGCCUCGUGCUCGGUCUGUUCGGGCUGUGCGUGAGAGACCCCACUCGAAACGAGAGAUGAUGCGGAGAUUGCUCGAGGGAAUUGCCGGGGUGCUCACUCGCUCCAGCUCCUCUCAAUUCCCACACCUCCUCGCCCCCUCCUCCUUCAACUCCCCGUGGCUUCCCGUCCACUACUGCUGUCCACGGUGGCUCGGAGGUGUUAACUACCUCGUCUGGUAUUCAGGAGGUUUGUUGGUUCUAUCCCGACCCUAACGCCUGUUUCUUUGGAGUUUGCAUCUCUCUCUCUCUCUCCCCGUGGUGGUCACCGAGUGUAGUUUUUGUUAAGGUCCAGCGGUGUUAUCCCUCCGCACUUAGAAUCAACGUCGCGCGUUUAGAGCAUUAUGGGUCUCCGUGUCUCGAUGGGACUCUGUAUCU